AUGCAUGUCAAACCAGCCCCCAUUGGCCCUGUGCCUUUUAGUGAUUCAGAUGUGCUCAAUGUCGAGCGACUUAUCUGCGCAGUCGACCGCAGCACGGCAGCAGACUCUGGACCUACGUUGCCUCAUGAUCCCUCGCAACCGGGAUACCAUGUUCCAGGAGAGCCCAGCGUCCCGUUGGCUGACAGUAAAAGCUUCCUCCAGAGAGAGCUCACCACACCCCUUCUAGAUUUGCUGUUUGGAUAUCUCUGGCUCGUUGGAAAGCAGUCCAGCAGUAAUAUCGAUGCCCUUCAUGUUCAGGUCAUCAAGGGAAGAGAUAUUCUGCCGGCAGAAGAUCCAAAACUGCAUCUCAUUCUGGCAGGAAAAGAGGAUAUUUAUAAAGCCCAUACCUCAGUGCCUGUUAAAUUAUGA
Messenger RNA from Aspergillus caelatus, 408 nucleotides. RefSeq lists its product as uncharacterized. The record is from RefSeq and is a predicted model, not a curated record. Bases 1 to 408 code for a protein of 135 amino acids. NCBI's taxonomy places the organism in Eukaryota, Fungi, Ascomycota, Eurotiomycetes, Eurotiales, Aspergillaceae. The transcript has a single exon.